Molecule: messenger RNA, 768 nt
Organism: Vigna umbellata (rice bean)
Lineage: Eukaryota; Viridiplantae; Streptophyta; Magnoliopsida; Fabales; Fabaceae
Product: auxin-induced protein X10A-like
Biological process (GO): response to auxin
Source: RefSeq, a predicted model, not a curated record
AAACCCUUACUGAAUGAAGGGAAGUUGAAAUGGUAUUGUACCUUUUGCCCAGUCUUCCUUGCGUAUGUUUUUUUUCUUGUUUGCGUGUAGUGAGUUGAAAGAAGAUGCAUCUGAGGAUGGGGCUAACUCGGUAUCCAAAAUGAGGGGAGCAGUGACAUUAAUUAACCUCCAACGAAAGCUCACAUGUCAUUGUCCCCACCCCAAUGCAAUUAUGAACUCCAAUUCCAUUGUCACCUGACACACUCAUCUUUUGGCCACACAUGCGACUAUAUAUAUUCCUGCGUUGCAUGUAAGAACUUCCAAAAAAACUUGUUCUGGUUAUUACUAUUUGUUCCUGUCUGGGCAUGGGUAAAACAUGUACAACUUGUUCUUGGGGACUGUGGAUGGGAGGGGUUGGAGUACUGGUGCAUGUGAUGAGGAAACUACAAACCUCUUUCUCACGUUCAAAAGGGGUGAAGCAGGGCCAUUUUGUGGUGAUUGCAACUCGAGGGUGGAAGCCUGAGAGAUUCUUCAUUGAAUUGGGGUAUUUAGAUCACCCUGACUUUGUGAAGUUGUUAGAGCAAGCUGAAGAAGAGUUUGGGUUCUCUCAGGUGGGAGCACUUGCAAUCCCUUGCCAACCUGAUGAACUCAAGAGAAUCAUUGGAAGGGAAAAUAAUAGGAACAAGGGCAUUACCUGUUGGGUUAAAGGGAUUACACUUGCAUGAGAUCACACUCACUUCCCUUGUAAUUUUCUGUUCCUGUCGUUAUCACUUUCCUUGUAAUAAUGUU